AUGAGGUACGCUAUUCUUGCAUCAGCAAGUUUGAUUGUUUCAUCCAUCGUCGUAACGAACACUUAUUACCGCAAAAAACAGUUUUACCCUACUGUUGUGUACUUAACCAAUAAUCAGCCAUCCCUUUCUAUCCUCCUCUUUCAAUGUGUUGUUAUACUCUUCUUGGUCGUAAAAGCACUCACAUAUGCUUUCUUCGGUCGACUUCAAAGAGCAGAAGUAGAUAAUCUUGUUUCACAGUCAUGGUAUGCUUUCUUCGACAUGUGCUUGGUUUUUGCCUUCUUCCAGAACGAAUUGGGAGUCGAAUUUCUGUUCUUGUUCGCUAUACUUUUAUUUGUCAGAGCGUUUCACUGGCUUAUUGAAGAAAGGGUCGAUUAUAUGGAAAGAUCGCCUGUCAUUAGUGUUGUGUUUCAUCUUCGAACAAUGAUGCUUAUUACUCUUCUGACUCUGGUGGACGUAUAUUUCAUCAAAACAGCAUACUGGAAGCCAGCUACACACGGAAUAUCCGUACAUUUGGCUUUGGGGAUAGAGUAUUUCAUUUUAAUAUUGAGUCUUCUAUCGACUACUGUACGUUAUAUUUUACAUUCGAUUGACUCUAUGCGAGAACAUUCCUGGAAUAAGAAAGCUACGUAUCUCUUAUAUGUGGAUAUUCUCAUUGGAUUUAUUCGUUUGGCUGUGUACGUUGAGUUUACGUUCAUCAUGUGGUCACUGCAUCCGUUUCCUUUAUUUAUCGCGCGACCUAUCUAUCUUAGCAUCAGAUCACUAAAAAAGGCGAUUCGAGAUAUGUUGAUGUCACGUCGUGCCAUUCGAUACAUGAACACAGUUUUCCGCGAUGCCACUCCAGAUGAUUUGGCUUCCUCCUCAGAUACUGUUUGCAUAAUCUGUCGUGAAGAAAUGAAUCUUCAGACAGAUAAUAUACCAUCGGUUGGGACUUCAGCUCUUAAAAGGUUACCUUGUUCUCACAUUUUCCAUUUUGGUUGUCUACGUUCGUGGUUUCAACGUCAACAGACUUGUCCAACCUGUCGAAUGGAUGUCAUACGUGAAGCUAGAGUGCAAGAAAGACAGCGACAACAACCUCAUCGUUCAGCAACUACCAAUAAUACACAACCAGAAAGCUCAACAACUUCUGGUCCAUCUAAUUCAACUGCGACACCAUCUAUUGCAGCUAAUAAUCAAAACUUAUCAGUGCCAUGGAUGCCUCCUGCCAAUGCAUUCCCGUUUUAUCCACCAUUUAUUCCUCCUACUAAUAAUUCAACAACUACACAAGCUCAGACAGUCUUUCCGUCUGUGCCUCCUUUAUACAUACCACCCUUUAUGGGGAUGCCUAUAAUAUACCCUGGUAACUUGUUCUCUAGUGGAAAUACUCCUAUGCCAGAACCGCCCUCUGGACCACCUGAAUCAACUGAUGAAGCUCGUCUUCGUGCCAGUGCUGAAGCCCGUUUCACCGCUUUACGUCAAAUAAAUGUACUGUUGAAUGCAGCUGUCCUGCAAAUGAAUGCUUACCUCAAUGCGGCUAGCGCUCCUCCAAGUGAAUUAGAACCUAUUACUUCUAUUAACACUGUCCUCAACACCGACGAUGUGGGAUCAAAUAAUGAAGGAAAGGGAGCCUCAAGUAGUGAUGUAAAUUCUCAGUUAGACUCGGAUGGUAAGAGUCCCCUUGCAUCAGAAGACUCGGAAUUUACGGAAGUUCGUAAACGUAGACUAGAACACUUUGAAUGCUCGUCUGGAGAAAUCACAUCAAAGUCUAACUCCGAACUUAAUGAUGUGUCCAAUUGA
Schistosoma curassoni is the source of this 1773-nucleotide messenger RNA. NCBI's taxonomy places the organism in Eukaryota, Metazoa, Platyhelminthes, Trematoda, Strigeidida, Schistosomatidae. The record is from the annotation of a GenBank genome assembly.